Molecule: messenger RNA, 2158 nt
Organism: Branchiostoma floridae (Florida lancelet)
Lineage: Eukaryota; Metazoa; Chordata; Leptocardii; Amphioxiformes; Branchiostomatidae
Product: mitochondrial tRNA-specific 2-thiouridylase 1-like
Exons: 10
Coding region: 148-1362 (404 amino acids)
Biological process (GO): tRNA wobble position uridine thiolation
Cellular component (GO): mitochondrion
Molecular function (GO): sulfurtransferase activity
Source: RefSeq, a predicted model, not a curated record
UAACAAAGGUUGAAGGUCAGAAGAGGAGAAUGACAGAUCGUCACGUGGAGUUAGUUGGGAUGUGUUUGUUGACGUUUUUAGGUAUCAAAUGCCAACAAUAGACAUAUCACGUGCUGUUCACCGCUUGUGGAAAGUGUAGAGAAGAGGAUGAGCCUCAGGCACGUUGUUGUUGCCCUGUCAGGGGGCGUGGACAGCAGUGUUGCGGCCCUGCUCCUCAAGAGGAAAGGUUACCAGGUAACCGGAGUGUUCAUGAGGAACUGGGACACUGUGAAUGAGCUGGGGGUGUGUCAGGCUGACAGGGACUGUGAGGAUGCUGAGUACGUCUGCAGGAGGCUUGACAUACCCUUCCACCAGGUCAACCUGGUCAAGGACUACUGGAACGAUGUCUUCAGUGAAAUGCUGAAGGAGUAUCAACAUGGCUGGACCCCAAAUCCAGACAUCCUGUGCAAUAAGAGGAUCAAGUUUAGGACGUUCUUUAAUUAUGUGAUGGACAAAUUUGAGGCAGAUGCCUUGGCGACAGGCCACUAUGCCAGGACGAGCAUCCAUGGUAACAUCUGUACAGAGAACGUCCUGUCGUCUAUGAACAUCAUACCACGGAACAACACAGAGAAUGUGAAAUUGUUACAAGCCCUGGACAGCUGGAAGGACCAGACAUUUUUCCUCUCCCAGAUCCCCCAGCAGGCCUUGCGGCGGGCGCUCUUUCCGCUGGGCGAACUGACCAAACCUGUGGUCAAACAGAUGGCGCAGGACGCUGGCUUUACUCAUAUAGCCAAGAAGAAAGAGAGCAUGGGGAUCUGCUUCAUUGGCACCAGGAAUUUUCCAACCUUUUUACAAGAGUACCUGGAGACUGAACCAGGCCAGUUUGUGUCAGUGGUGGAUGGAAAGGUUUUAGGAGAACAUAAGGGAGCCUGUAUGUACACUAUAGGGCAGCGAGCAGGCCUGGGUGGGAUGAAGGAGCCAUGGUUUGUUGUGGACAGGGACACCAGCACCAACAACAUCUUUGUGUGCCCUACAACAGACCACCCUGCCCUGUACAGACAGCUGAUAAUGACCGAGCCUGUACACUGGAUAGCCGACCCUCCACGUGACCUGUAUGUAGACCAGAUGUACGACUGUCACUUCAGGUUCCAACAUCAGAUGCCUUUAGUUAAGUGCACCUUGACUCUGAGUGGCAACAACCAGGUGUGGGUGUCAUUGGCUGAACCAAUCAGAGCGCUGACACCAGGACAGUAUGCAGUGUUUUACAAAGGGGACGAGUGCCUGGGUGGAGGAAAGAUCAUCAAACUCGGACCCACGUUAUUUGACUUGCGAGGAAGGAGAACCAUCAGAAUAGAGGAGAUUGAGAAGAGACCAGAGAAAUAGACAGUACACAUGUCAUCUUUAGAUGGAGACUUUGUAUAUAGAUGUAUCUUUUUUUAGUACCAAUAUUGUCGUAUAUGCUGCGCCGAGGAAUGUAACUCAUGAAUGUUAAUGUCAGGUCCAUACUUGUUCUGCUGUAGUUUAUUGUUCCACUGUGUGUUGCACUAGCUUUGAAUAAGUUACAUGUGUACUUAAAUUGCUUUAUUCAUUGUAUGAUUGUAACACAUUGCAAAGGUUCCUGUGCCAACUCACUUCAUUUUGAUCAGUGUACUUGUACCAUGCUGUAGUUGCUGUCAUACUUUUUUCAAUAGAACCAAACAAGGGUGGAAUUUUACAUUAUGAGCAGUCUGCAGUGAUGCCAAUCUUACAUAGAUUAUCUAACUAAUAAAGGUGACAAAGCCGCAUUCUGGUACUGCUUUGAAAAAUUUAAGUUACCUAAAUUUGUUAGUACUGAUGUCAUAUUCAAUUUGUUGCAAAAUGCUGCUUACUGCUCCUUUGUCAAAGAUAAGGAAGGUUUGAAAUGUAGGACAUUUAAGGUUGUGAACGGAGAAGCUUGCUUUAUUAUCUCAAAGAAAUAUUGAUUAUUGUUAGUGCUGACGAAUAGCAAUGAGAUUUCUUUUAUGAAGGCCAUAGAAGAACCUGCAUGGACUGAUGACGUUUUGCAGUAAUUUACCCAGUAGUAGAAGUAGUAGAUCCCCUAUACCACAAAAUCAUCAUAUCAAAAUCAUCAGUCUUACUACAAACUCCUAGUAUGGUGAAUAUCAACUUGAAGGUACAAUAAAAUCGACCAACAUUGCAA